AUGGAAAAAAGCAGAGAAGCUGAAACUUCGACUUCAAUGGCAACCAUAGAAAACAUACAGAAACGCCUGAUCCGGCCUUCUCUGCAAUCUCAACCAUGGAGCGGUAGGAUCAACAGCCAAAUUUCCUCCAAAUUCACCGUGAAUUCAACUGCGUUGAUGAUGAAGAAAACGCAAGAGACGAGAAUUCGCAAAUUAGAAGAUUACCUGCAUCCGGUUCUUCUCUCUACAGCUCGUGAGAAAAUCAGCGGCAACCGGAAGAAACACCACGGAGCAGAGAUAAAGAAGGCGACAAAGUGCGCGGUCCAGGAGUUUGAUCUAUUCCGGUGGUCAGGUGGCGGAGAUCAUCAUCAGAGGUUCAGUGCUUUAGCUGGGGGUUCAACGGCCGGAAUAUCAGAGGUGAAGAAAGAGGAAGACAGAAACGACGCCGUCGAUCUCAGUAAAGACUAG
Molecule: messenger RNA, 447 nt
Organism: Oldenlandia corymbosa var. corymbosa
Lineage: Eukaryota; Viridiplantae; Streptophyta; Magnoliopsida; Gentianales; Rubiaceae
Source: the annotation of a GenBank genome assembly